AUGAAGGUCAUGACCCCCGAGGAAGAGCGCGACCACUACAACCAGGUCAUCAAGGGUGGAAUCAUCGGCGGAUCCGUCUGCACGGUCCUGGGGCUGGGCGGCGUGAUACUCGCGUCGAAGCGGUACCCUGCCUUCCGCGGACUGACGCUCCCCUUCCGCUCGUUCCUGGUGACGUCGUCGGGGACGUUUGGCGCCAUUGUCAACGCCGACCGCUUCUCGGUCGAAUACCAGCGCGCCCAGGACCCCAAGGCGCAGUACCGCGACUCAAGCCAGCGCGCGCUCGAGGUCGUGCGCGAGAACGAGACGGCCUAUGAGAAGUUCCUCGAGUGGGGCCGCGACAACCGCUACUCGGUCGUCUUCGCCUCGUGGAUCGCCAGCAUGGGCGUCGCCUUCGCCCUCGUCAACCGCGCCCCCAUGAGCACCUCCCAGAAGCUCGUCCAGGCCCGCGUCUACGCCCAGGGCCUCACCCUCGCCGUCCUCAUCGUCACCGCCCUCUUCGAGGCCAACGAUGCCCAGAAGGGUGAGGGUCGCUGGCAGACCAUCCGCAUCAUCGAUCCCAACGACCCCGAGCACAAGCACCUCAUCGAGAAGAAGGUUCACAAGGAGGAGUAUGAGGGUCAGGAUCUCUGGAAGGACAUGGUUGCCGCCGAGGAGAGGCGCCUCGAGGCACGUCACCGGUCCGAGAAGAAGACUGCUUAA
Messenger RNA from Geosmithia morbida, 699 nucleotides. RefSeq names its product Hypoxia induced protein conserved region. The coding region runs from base 1 to 699 and encodes 232 amino acids. Gene Ontology annotation, biological process: mitochondrial respiratory chain complex IV assembly. Gene Ontology annotation, cellular component: mitochondrial inner membrane. The record is from RefSeq and is a predicted model, not a curated record. Lineage: Eukaryota; Fungi; Ascomycota; Sordariomycetes; Hypocreales; Bionectriaceae. The transcript has 2 exons.